This is a messenger RNA of Aureobasidium uvarum, 864 nucleotides long. Lineage: Eukaryota; Fungi; Ascomycota; Dothideomycetes; Dothideales; Saccotheciaceae. The record is from the annotation of a GenBank genome assembly.
AUGAGCGGAACCAAGCCUGUAUCCGCGUUCGUCACCGAUGGAGGUGCUGCACUGACCAAAGCCGAACUGGAGAUGGAACUCAAGCAGGCUAUUGCCAAAGUACUGCCCACUGACUAUGAUCACUACAGGGAGGUGAACGUCUUGGCAGUUCACUGGAGUGACCCAAAAUGGGUCACCCUCGAGGACGAGCUCAUGACCACUUUCAGGGACGUCUAUGGCUUCAGAACAAGCACCUUCGUCAUUGAUGUCAAGAGAAAUUACGACGUGACUUCGGAUCUCAGAGAUAGGGUCAUUCGGUUCGUGAAGGAUGGUGACAGGCCCAAGGCUUUGGGCAUCAUUGUCUACUCCGGACACGCGGAGACAAACCUCAAGGCUCCCGCCCCUCAGCUUCACCUUGGAGCAGAACUGGUGUCAGAACAGUUGAAAGGCCCUUUCAUAAACUGGACCCGCCACGCAAGCAUGACCGACACGUUCAAGGGUGGCGAGGUACUGCUAGUCAUGGAUUGCUGUUUCGCAGCACAAGCAAUUCGAACCAACAAAGGACCCGAGCUGCUGGCUGCUUCAGGCUGGGAGGCUCAGGCUUCAGCCCAUGUCGAUUCAUGUCUGACCGCAGCUCUUAACACAAUCUUGAAGGAACUCAAUGGUCAGACCUGCAAAGUCGCCGACGUUUAUGCGAAGAUUCUGCACGGCAAGAAGCACUACGGCCUGACAACAACCCCGGUCCAUGCACUCACGCUCAACUCCAAAGCCCAGAGCAUCACCUUGGAGAGAUUGAGCGGCAAACAGCCAACAGGACGCUCUGUCAACGUGUCAAACUCGUCAAGUCACAUCAACGACAGAGUCAUCUUGAGUGUUCAUCUGUAA